UAUUUUUUGUGUUGGGAUGGGUUUAGGGUAAUGUAUGAUCCCAUUGGUAGUAUAUGUCAUGUGCGGUCUUGUUAUAUGAGGUAGUUGAAAGCCAAUAAUUUAUGUGAAUUACACUUACAUACAUGAGUGAAUAAUAUUUGUUGUUAAUUAUUGCAGGGAGGUUAGACUGUAGAAUCCACUUCCCUAUAAUACUGAAAUCCUUCUGCGAUGAACAAGAAACAAAAAACAUCUUCAGGGCAGAGUGUUGACUUGAUGGAGGCAGGUGCUCACUUCGAUUCCCGGUUAGCAACAGCAAUAGGAAAAUUCAUCAUUGAGGCUGGACUUGGGCAGGAUGUUCUCAACUUGACAUCUUUCAAGAAGAUGCUUCAAGUGGCUUCCAACAAGGAUCAGGUUGCUAUUCCUACGUACGAAUCCAUUCUGCAGGAGGAGCUAAAACAAACUGAGCACCGUGCAAUUGAACUAAAGGAAGAAUGGAAAAAAAGUGGUUUCAGUUUAAUUAUGGAUAGUUGGAAGAGCCAAUGUGGUAAAAGAAGCUUCGUAAGUGCUUCGGUACAUUGCAGCAAAGGUAUGUAUUUCCUCAGAUCAAUUGAUGUCUCUGGAAUCACUGAGGACAUGGAUGAGCUAGUUUUAGUGUUUGCUCGCGUGGUUGAUGAUGUUGGUGCCCGUAACAUAGUACAAGUUAUCACAAAUGAUCCAUCACCACAUAUGCGAAUGGCAUGGCAUUAUGUGCAAAAGAAACACGACCAUUCAUUCUUCGCUCCACUGUGUGCUGACUUCUGCAUCAACCUUCUGCUUGAGAAAAUAGCAGCACUGGAACAUGUCAGUGAGGUCAUAAAGAAGGCAAAGGAAAUAACAAGGUUUAUAUAUGGCCAUACACUGCCAAUGGAACUGAAAGGAACUUACAUCCCGGAGGAGAUUCUGAGCAAAAUUUGUUGCUGUGUUCAUCACUUUAGAGAGGUUGGUUUCUGCAAGAGAAAAUCUAGUACAUAUGUUUAGCUCUCCUGAAUGGGUUUCCUCUGGUUGGGCUUCUCAAGGUUUGUUCAGGCAUAUCCGUGGAAUAGUAAAGACAGAUGAUGUGUUUUGGUGUGCUGCUGCUGAUGUUUUGAAGGUUACAAAACCAAUUGUUGACGUGUUAUUUAAACUAGAAUUUGAGGACUGUCCAAUGGGCGUCUUGUACGAUGCCAUGGAUAGCGCAAAAGAAGAGAUUAAGCGCAAUCUUGGAGAUAAUCACGGUCCUUAUUGGGAUUUAGUUGACAGGAUAUGGGAUUCUUACUUGCACAGCCCACUCCAUGUUGCUGGUCAUCUGCUAAACCCAAGGGUCUUCUACAAAGAUCCUUCCCAUGAUGAUCCUGAGGUCAGAAGUGGUAUUGAGGCCUGCGUAACCGGAAUGGCCAAAGGGCGUUAUGAUCCAGGGAAACUGGAAGCACAGAUUGAAGUAUAUAAAGGAAAAUCGGGUACUUUUGGUUCAGAUUCAGCAAGUCAGCAAAUAGUGGAGAUACCACAAGUUGAUUGGUGGGCGGCCCAUGGUACUGGCACACCUGAGCUGCAAAGCUUUGCAACUCGGGUCUUAAGCCAAACAUGCUUUGGCACUGAAAGGUACAACAUGAACUGGCAGGUAUCCGAGGAGGUGCAUGAGACAAGGCCAUAUAUAAUCCAGGAGCUGUACCGUGGACUGGAGUACGCCCACUACAAUAAUUGUUUCGCUAGUGCAGUCCCAUUCAUAUGCGGUCUUUCUGGGGAUCAGUUUGAUAAACUUGGCAGACAGUUGGGGAGUGAUUGGCUUGGGUAUCCACCUCAUACAGAAGAUAUAGUAAUUGAAACCUGAGUACAUAGAUAUAGCAAAUUUUAUGCUUGAACAGAAUGUGGGCACAAACAAUUGUGGUUAUUUAUGUUGUAACAGAAAUUUUUUUCCUUGACAUUCAUUCAUCAUAACAAUGGCAGAGAACAUAUGGGGAUACCUUUUCGGCACCCCAAAAAUGUGUUACCCAUAUUUUCUUA
Hordeum vulgare subsp. vulgare (domesticated barley) is the source of this 1998-nucleotide messenger RNA. RefSeq lists its product as uncharacterized. Lineage: Eukaryota; Viridiplantae; Streptophyta; Magnoliopsida; Poales; Poaceae. The transcript is spliced from 2 exons. The coding region runs from base 989 to 1825 and encodes 278 amino acids. The record is from RefSeq and is a predicted model, not a curated record.